AUGAGUCGUAAAAACAUGUUAGAUCAUUUUGCAUCAAAUAUUCAUAUUUGUAAAACACACACAAUGAAGUUGUUUUUAAUGUUAUUAGACGAGAAUUGUAGAAAUUUUUUAUAUGAAAAUCUUUAUAAUGAAUUUAAAGAUGCAACUGAUAUGCCACUCCUCUUAGGGAAUGGACAUUCAAUUAAUUGUGAUUUAAAAGACGCUUUUAUUGAAUUGAAUUAUUUUAAUAACACAGUAAGUUAUAACGGUGUUGAUGAUCCUGCUGGUGUGGAAUAUAAAAAUUUAUGUAAACAAAAAUUUGACGAUUUCAUCAAUCAAGAAAUUAAAACAAAUUUCUCAUUUGAAUUCUUAUUGUUGUCAAGACUUGAUCAGUUAUGGACACUCAUAUAUCGAAAAAUUAAAGAGAAGAGAGAUAAAAAAUUUUACAAGACUUUGAUCGUAACUUUAAAUUUACCAAAUAACAAACUCUUUUCAGUUAAAAAAGAAGUCAUAAAUAUUAACAGGAUAGUAUACGGCAGUGAAGAUGAAGAUGAGAGUGAAGUUAUGAAAGUACUUAAUUUUUUAAAAAGUCUUGGAUUAGUCUAUUUAAUUAAAGAUGAAGAAGACAUCAAAUUUUAUACUUUUUUUGAGCAACUUUAUAGUGAAGUAGAUUCAUCAGAAAAAUCUUUAGUUCUUGAAACGAAUUUCAAACUGUAUGCCUAUUCAACAAAGUCAUAUGAUUUAAGCGUUCUUAAAUUAUUUGCUAAGAUUCUUAGUGUAAUAAAAAUAAAUUCAAGGGAAUCUUUCAUCAGAGGAAUAAUUGAUGAAAGUAUAAUUAUGGACAGUAUUAAAAAUAAGAAGAUUAAUUUAGAACAAAUUAUUGAUUACUUGUAUACUAAUGCAAGAAACAAAAACACAGUCUUAAAUAAGAAUUAUAAGAGUAAUUUAAUUGAGUUGAUGCGACUGUGGGUUAAAUCAAGAGUUGAGAAAUAUGAAGGUGUUUUAAUAGACGGAUUUAGAUCUUAUAAAGCAUAUCAGGAUGCACUUAAAGUUAUUGGAGAUGAACUAAUUUACAAGUCUGAUGAGGAUAGAACAAUAUUUAUCAGUGAUCAAGUAUAUCACAAAAAAAGAAGUUUAUUGUAA
Molecule: messenger RNA, 1122 nt
Organism: Hepatospora eriocheir
Lineage: Eukaryota; Fungi; Microsporidia; Hepatosporidae
Source: the annotation of a GenBank genome assembly